AUGAGAGAUCAACGUGAUGAGAAGAUGCGUCGUAUUGCAGAGUUACAAUCAAAUAAUCAGCAGCUAAGUGUCCAAGCACAGGAGUUAGCACAUCAACUUCUGCAGCUGCAAAGCGCGAAUAAAGAAACGGUAGCAAGAAAAGCUGAAUUGGAAGAGCUAAGGAAGCGAAGAGAUGCUGCCAAAAAAACCGAGGAGUACGAGACUGCACGAGCAGAGCUGGUAAAGGCACGCGAUGAUUAUCGAAGAGUGCUGCAUACACUUGCCGAUUUACAGACGCAGGCUCGCACAAAAUUAUCGGAACGAGAUGCGGAGAACGCAAGGCUCGCAGCGGAAGCUAAGGCCAAAGAAGAAGCUGAACGGGAGCUUGAAUGUAGACGUCGUGCAGCCGAGGAAGCAGCUAGUGCUGUUCAAGCGCAGGCAUUCGGUGAAGUGUUCCCGGCUCCUACUGCUAAUGCAACGACUAAUGAAUCAAGUAAUAACAGAGCUGAAGCACCUGUGAAACAAGAUAGCGUGUCUGGCAAUGCAUUGCCACUAGCCAGCGCUGAAGGCACGACAAAGUACCGUGCACUGUUUGAAUUCAACGCCAGGAGUGAGGACGAGUUGAGUUUCCAGCCAGGUGACGUCAUCUUGGUCGGAUGGUUCCCUGAAGCGUUUGCUGAGCCUAUUGCCCAUGUUCAGUCUGCUCUAACGCAGCCCAUCCAAAACAUGCCACCAAACGUCACUCCAUCACCGUCUCUAGAUCGCAUUCCUGAAGAAUCAGUGGUUAAAUCGGUUGUUGCGCCAGCAGAAACUACGACACAAGAGACUCCUGUAACUGUUAUAUGCUCAUGUGUAGCUCAGUUCCCAUGGAAGGCACGCAACGAAGGCGAUCUGUCGUUCGCAAAGGGCGAUCCUAUUGAGAUCAUCGAGCAACAGGAAAUGAAGUGGCGGGGCCGAAAGGCAGACGGAUCUGUUGGAUGGUUCCCAAAGAGUUAUGUGAAAGUAGUAAGCCAAGGUGCCACGAGUUCGCAGCCAUCAUCAGCUGCUCAAUCGGUCGACAAGUCAACACCGGUUGCUGGCUCCCCCACGGCUGGCUCAGCGACGCCAACUGGAAAGACCACCAACAGUGGCAGUGGAAGUGCUUCUAGACAAAUGUCAACGUCAAAUUCGUCCCAACAAGUGAACAUUCCGCAGUCACAAUCGAAACAUUCUUUGAGUUCACAGACUUCCAAAGGCAUGUUUUUUCCAGUAGUCAAACAAGUUCUAGAGUUUGUUGGAACUGCAUCAGAACCAGCACCCGUAGCGGCUAGCUGGUAUGUGGCAAUGUUUGAUUUUGAUGCAGUUGAACCAACUGAUUUGUCGCUGAAAGUCGGGGAUCGAAUCAUGGUGCUUGAGCAAAACGACGACUGGUGGAGAGGACGCUGUAAUGGCCGUGAGGGAAUUUUCCCUGCUAAUUACGUACAAAAAUGUGAAACACCGACAGCAGCGUCGAUUCCGAUAUUGUGUCGAGCUCGAGCAGUGGCCGACUUUGAGGCGACGGCGGCAAACCAGCUGAGCUUGCGAACGGGCGAUAUAGUAUCCGUUCGUGAAAAGAGCGCCACUGGCUGGUGGGAAGGCGAACUACAACGUGAUGGACACACCUGUGCUGGGUGGUUCCCUGGUGACUACGUCAAUCCUAUCGCGAAUGGGAAAGCCGCUGAGACAGGCAAUCAGAACACAGCCACCGCUCUAUUUGACUACGUAGCUGGUCAGUCGGACGAGUUGUCGUUUCGUGCUGGUGAUGUGAUUGUGAUUGUGGAAAAGAAAGACGCCGAUUGGUGGGCGGGGCAUAAAGUUGACACGCCCAAUGUUCGUGGUCUCUUCCCAGCGAAUUAUGUCCAGUUGAGGUGA
Messenger RNA from Cooperia oncophora, 1869 nucleotides. The record is from the annotation of a GenBank genome assembly. NCBI's taxonomy places the organism in Eukaryota, Metazoa, Nematoda, Chromadorea, Rhabditida, Trichostrongylidae.